Messenger RNA from Andrographis paniculata, 2137 nucleotides. Its product is annotated as putative UPF0481 protein At3g02645. The coding region runs from base 77 to 1969 and encodes 630 amino acids. Lineage: Eukaryota; Viridiplantae; Streptophyta; Magnoliopsida; Lamiales; Acanthaceae. The record is from RefSeq and is a predicted model, not a curated record. The transcript is spliced from 3 exons.
UAGAAAUCUGAAGGUGUGGGCGGAGAUUCAAUCAUUUGCAGUAAACGAUAGCAGCAGCUACUCUGGGAGACGAACAAUGGCGUCCAACAAGCUUCUGGAGUCAGAUGAUUCUCAGAGGAGAUGGAUUGAGGAGAUGAGCUUCACGUUCGAACCAGAACGCAGUUUCCCCACUGAAUUACUUUCUGUUUACAGAGUUCGCAGUUUCCCCACUCAAUUAUGUUCUGUUUACAGAGUUCCUCGCGCCUUUACUGAAACCACAACAGAAACUGCUUACUCCCCGACAAAAAUUGGGCUCGGCGCCUACCACCAUCUCCGCCCCGACCUCUACAAGAUGCACAAGCAGAAGCUCGCCGCUGUCAGGGAGGGGCUGCCUCCGAAAAAACUCGAACAGAUCGGCAAAGAGGUUGUCUCAAAACUCACCGAAUCGGAGCCGGUGAUUCGAGGCUGUUACGAUCAAUUCAUCGACCUCGACAAAAAUACUCUAGCAUGGAUCUUAGCCAUUGACGGUUUGUUUCUACUUCAGUACCUGAAAGCCGAGCUCGAAGCAACAGAUUAUCAUCAAGGCCAAACUGAGAUGGAAAGCUUGGCAGGGGACUUGUUCAUGCUGGAGAACCAAAUCCCUUCUUUCUUGCUCAACAUGAUCGGGAUUUCUUCACGCCAUUUCCUAGAUGAUUGUCACACCGAUAAGGUUCAUCAAGCUUACAUCGAAUUUCUGCUCAAUGGAGGUUUUCUAGUCCUCUGCCAGAAGUAUUCACCUCUCGAACUGAGCAGCAGUUGGAGAGUGAUCCGAGACACGAACCAAGAGCAUCUCCUCCAUCGAAUGUACCAUUUGAUCAUAUGCAACACGGAAAGCAAUAAUGAGGAGACAGUGUUAUGCAAUGGCGAAAUGCUCGACAACGAUCCGAGCUCGGUUUCCUUGACAACAAAUGAACUUCACCCUCCUUGCUCGAUCGAAGAAAUACAUCAAAAUGCUGAAGCUGCGUACGAGACGCUGUCCCAUGUCUUCCCACCGGCUUCUCAUUUGUCCGUGACAGUGUCCAAUGGACAAUCUGCGACGAGGGACGACGCCCUCGCGCACCUUCUCAAUCAUAUGUAUCGCUCAGUUAACGCUAUUGUUGCUGAAGAAUUGAAACCUGCCGUGUUUGAUCAACUCGACAAGCAUGAUCUCUUACGUUCAAAUAGAAAGCGUAAGACAUUUUCAGCAGCGAAUGUUGUAGAAAAUCUGAUGCCAGUCGAAAAGUUUUUGGGUCAAUUCGGUGUCCCCGGCGCAGGCAUCGCAUGUAGCUUUCUAUCGAUCAUCAGUCAGGUGCCAUGGAACAAGGUUUCGACUCUCUGGGGGCCUAAAGGGGACCGGCCGGAAGUCGAGCAGAUCGAGAUUCCAAAUGUAACCGAGAUGUCGAAAGUUCUUGGCAUAGAGUACGCGAAGACUACCGGAAUCCGGGAUGCGAAAUUCGUUAAUAAAGAGCGAAAGCUCUAUCUCCCGGCCAUCACUCUAAACGCUCAUUCGGAGACAAUUCUCCGGAACCUUCUGGCCUACGAAGCGGCAUCGGCAAAGCCGGGAUCGUCGCUGGAGCUGGCGGAGUACGUCGACUUGAUGUGCGGCAUGAUCAAGACGAAGAAAGACGUCAAACUUUUGAAGGAGGCAGAGAUCGUGGCCGGAGAAUUGUCCGACGCAGAAGUGGUUUGGAUCUUCAAAGGGAUAAGGAAAACUACCGGCGAGGGCGAGCCGAAGUCGAGGAUCGGAGAGGCCAUUGCAGAGAUCAACUGGCUGUAUGGCAAUACAUCGAGAGUUAAGAUUAAACGAAAGAUGCAAGAAUGUGGGCCGAAGGGGAUGAAGUACGUCAAUGUCGUGGUGAUGAUCGUUGUGGUGUUGCUGCUGUCGGCGCAGGUGUUCUGCACCGUCUUCGGCUGCUUGCGGUGGCAGUCCGGCGGCGGCGGCGCCGGUCUGAAGUAUUUCAGUGAAGGUUAGUAAUGGUAAUGGUAUUGGGAAUGGUUGUUUUGUGUGUUAAGGAAUGAAUGCUUAUAGAGGGAAUUUCUACUAGUAGUGUGUUUAAUAUGAGUUCGGAAAGAACUAAGGGUGUGUACGCGAAAUAAAUAAGCUGAUCUGAUAUUUUGAAUCUAAAAUAAAUAUUUAGUA